Closterium sp. NIES-65 is the source of this 2679-nucleotide messenger RNA. NCBI's taxonomy places the organism in Eukaryota, Viridiplantae, Streptophyta, Zygnematophyceae, Desmidiales, Closteriaceae. The record is from the annotation of a GenBank genome assembly.
AUGCCGAUUUCAUUAUUCGGUUUAACCUCAUUGAGAGACCUCACACUCAGUUUCGGCCUCGGCGAAUUCCCGGAUCAGUUCGGCAACCUGAAAUCCCUGAAGCGGUUGACAUUGGAGUGCCUGCACAUCACAGAUCUACCAGAUUCGAUCGGCCAGCUCACUGCAUUGACCGAGCUAAGCAUUUCCAACUGCAAGCGGCUUGAGGAUCUACCGGAUUCCAUCGGCAAUCUUCGUUCGUUACAGAAGCUGGAAAUUUUCCGCGCGAAGCCGAUGGAAGUUCUCCCUGACAGCAUCGGACAGCUUCAAAACCUCGAAGAUGUUCUUCUCUACCACAACCGGUCCCUCUGCGAGCUGCCGGAUCCCUUCUUCCAUCUUCCGUCUCUCAAGGUUCUCAAGCUGUGGGAAUUGAAAGAUCUUCCGGAGCUCGAUGGCGCUGUGCGGCCGCAUUUCCGCCAUUGCCCUAAUUCACGCCUCAGCGCAGGCCGGGAACCAACCUUGCGCCCACCCCUCCACUUCCGCCACUUCCCCUUCCGCCGCUUCCUCCGCUUUCCUCGAAGCCCUCCCCAGACGCUCCGCGCUCGCGGGCGGACUCCUCGCCUUGGCUUCCGCCACCCUCUCCCCGUAUCUCCCGCUACCCACCCUCUCUCCCCCCCCGUCGCGCACGCCGCCGCGGACGCCGCCGCAACGGCGGAAGCCGCAGCCGCCGCGGGCGGAAGCGACCUGCUGAAAGGGCUCCGAUCCGCGUUCGAUUCGGAGGAGCUCACAGCGAGCGGGCGGCGGCUUCCGAAGGCGUACGUGCAGAGCGUGACGGCGCUCAUCAGCAGCCUGCGCGACGCGCUGGGCGCGGAGGAGGGCGACCGGGGGGAGUUCCGGCGCAAGGCGGAGGUGGCUAAGGGCGCGAUCCGCGCGUCGUCUCACUCUAUCCCCCUCGUCUGCACCUCAUUGCCCUCUUCCCCACUUUCCUCCCUCUCCUCCCUCUCCCCACUUUCCUCCCUCUCCUCCCUCUCCCCACUUUCCUCCCUCUCCUCCCUCUCCCCACUUUCCUCCCUCUCCUCCCUCUCCCCACUUUCCUCCCUCUCCUCCCUCUCCCCACUUUCCUCCCUCUCCUCCCUCUCCCCACUUUCCUCCCUCUCCUCCCUCUCCCCACUUUCCUCCCUCUCCUCCCUCUCCCCACUUUCCUCCCUCUCCUCCCUCUCCCCACUUUCCUCCCUCUCCUCCCUCUCCCCACUUUCCUCCCUCUCCUCCCUCUUCCCACUUUCCUCCCUCUCCUCCCUCUCCCCACUUUCCUCCCUCUCCUCCCUCUCCCCACUUUCCUCCCUCUCCUCCCGCUCCUCCCUCUCCCCACUUUCCUCCCUCUCCUCCCGCUCCUCCCUCUCCCCACUACCCACUACAUCACCUCCUCUUUUUGACUCUGCUCUCACAAUGCUCUCCUGCUUCUUCAUGCCUGUUCCCCUUUCACAUUCUCUCCCUGCCCUGUUCCUGCUUCUAUGUUCCCCUUUCACAUUCUCUCCCUGCCCUGUUCCUGCUUCUAUGUUCCCCUUUCACAUUCUCUCCUUGCCCUGUUCCUGCUUCUAUGUUCCCCUUUCACAUUCUCUCCCUGCCCUGUUCCUGCUUCUAUGUUCCCCUUUCACAUUCUCUCCCUGCCCUGUUCCUGCUUCUAUGUUCCCCUUUCACAUUCUCUCCCUGCCCUGUUCCUGCUUCUAUGUUCCCCUUUCACAUUCUCUCCCUGCCCUGUUCCUCCUUUUAUGUUCCCCUUUCACGUUCUCUCCCUGCCCUGUUCCUGCUUCUAUGUUCCCCUUUCACAUUCUCUCCCUGCCCUAUUCCUGCUUCUAUGUUCCCCUUUCACGUUCUCUCCCUGCCCUGUUCCUGCUUCUAUGUUCCCCUUUCACAUUCUCUCCUUGCCCUGUUCCUGCUUCUAUGUUCCCCUUUCACAUUCUCUCCCUGCCCUGUUCCUGCUUCUAUGUUCCCCUUUCACAUUCUCUCCCUGCCCUGCCCUGUUCCUGCGUCUAUGUUCCCCUUUCACAUUCUCUCCCUGCCCUGUUCCUGCUUCUAUGUUCCCCUUUCACAUUCUCUCCCUGCCCUGUUCCUGCUUCUAUGUUCCCCUUUCACAUUCUCUCCCUGCCCUGUUCCUGCUUCUAUGUUCCCCUUUCACAUUCUCUCCCUGCCCUGUUCCUGCUUCUAUGUUCCCCUUUCACAUUCUCUCCCUGCCCUGUUCCUGCUUCUAUGUUCCCCUUUCACAUUCUCUCCCUGCCCUGUUCCUGCUUCUAUGUUCCCCUUUCACAUUCUCUCCCUGCCCUGUUCCUGCUUCUAUGUUCCCCUUUCACAUUCUCUCCCUGCCCUGUUCCUGCUUCUAUGUUCCCCUUUCACAUUCUCUCCCUGCCCUGUUCCUGCUUCUAUGUUCCCCUUUCACAUUCUCUCCUUGCCCUGUUCCUGCUUCUAUGUUCCCCUUUCACAUUCUCUCCCUGCCCUGUUCCUGCUUCUAUGUUCCCCUUUCACAUUCUCUCCCUGCCCUGUUCCUGCUUCUAUGUGCCCACUGGAGUGGACUCAUCGCCAAGCCGUCUCCUUAUGACACAUUUCCUCCCUACCCUCCUCCCUUUUCUCCUCCCUCCCCUCCUUUCUCCUCUUCCAUCAGACCAUCACCUCCUCUCUCGACCCUGUUAUCGUCACCUCCUCUCUUAA